UUUGGUAAGAAUUUCCAACUUAUUUAUUUUUGUGCUAGUAGGGUUAAUACGGACAUGUUAGGAAGAACUUCAAUUAUAUCUGGAAACUCAUGUUUCCAAAAAUUUUAAUGCAGUUUCUUGCAAUUCAAUAUACUGUUUGUUGCCACUGGGAGCACUGUUUGGGAAACGAGCGAAAAAGCUCAGCAUGGAAAGCUCGAGAACCGAGAACUGUCAGCGGUACACAAACAGAAAACAAAGCGAAGGUGUAUAGCAGAAUAGCGGAGAAAUUAUUAGAUUAUUUGGAAAGUAUAGUAGAAUAGUUAGUAGAGAUUGAAAUUGAUUUGAUUAGAUAGGGAUUAUUGAGUGACUGGCACAGAUUGUCAGCCGAAGCAUUGCCGUCACGUAUUUGAAUUCAAAGAUAGAAGACCGAAAAAUUUUAAAGCUGCUUCGCAACCACAAAAAGAGUUUUUAACUCGCACUGCGAUCAGCUCGGAAAAUCGGCCAUUGUUCUCGCUAACAAAUCUUUAAAAUUUUUCGAUGGCGGCCAAUGCAGAAAAUACGUCCCGACCACUAGAAGAUGCGGAAAGAGGAAACUGCGCGAAUUGUUCCUUGUCGGAUUCAUUCGACAAUUUCGUGCAAUGUGACCAAUGCGAUGCAUGGUGGCACAUGCAGUGCGCGGGAGUCGAUGCUUCGAUUGCAAACCAGAGUUUUGUGUGCAAAAAUUGCACCCCGCACAGCGUUUCAUCUCACAGUUCUUCGAACCGUAUUUCAGCCAGGGUGGCUCUCAAAUUGAAGCUAUUGGAGGAGCAAAAUGCAAUCGAGCUACGAGAGAUUGAGAUUCGGAAGGAGUUUUUGCGGCAAAAAUAUGCAUUGAUAGAGCAACAGAUAGAUGACAUGUGUGACAAUACGAGCCAACGCAGCAAGGUUAGUCGGAGGUCCAGUCGUAAACGAGUAGAGCAGUGGAUUCAGGAUGCCGACCAAGUAGAAGGCGCCGAUGUUCGAGAGAAACCCGAGCGGGGAGCAGCCUCACUGGAGCAGCCGAAAGACACACGCAUUUCGAGAACGACUGAUGGGAAACCACCAUACCCUGAAGGCCAACCACGUCGGACAUUGCUCGAAUCACAGCUACAACACGAAUUUGUCGAGAGGAAUCAGCAGAGCUACAGCGGCGCGAUUCCUAAGGCGCAUCCGAAAACACAUCAGACAACAGCAGAUCAGGUCUGGCCUCUGAAGCCUAUUGUAGGUAACCCCUCCUUACUUACCCCUCCUGUACCGCAUCAAGGUAAGCCGCUCCAUGACAACAAUAAAAUGGAUUCCGCUCAUCCGAAUUUUGAUACUGGUCUACAAGAGUUAUACAAACAAUUCGGGACACUUGGCCUUGCUCAAACAUCAACGAGUAAAGUGCCUUACAGUGGGACAGUUCCUGUUACAUACGGACUCCCAACUAUUUCUGGUGUGAAUCCCGGCCUUUUUCCUACUGGGAACCACCAGCAACAUUGCAUUCCCCCCCUUGGAACAGUUCCUAUCGUUCCGACAACUUAUAAUGCAAAUCCCGCAAGUGAUAUGAACGGAAGACAUCCGUUUGGGAAUGCCCAAAGCGAAUAUGUUCCAACACCCUCACAAUUAGCUGCCAGACAAGUCAUGCCACGUGAUUUGCCUACGUUUUCGGGCAACCCUGUCGAUUGGCCUAUAUUUAUAAGCAGCUUCAUUAACACAACUCAAGUUUGUGGAUAUAGUAGUGCCGAGAACCUCUCCCGUAUACAAAGAUGUUUGAAAGGAGCCGCGUAUGAAGCGGUAAAAAGCCGUUUAUUAUUACCUGAAACAGUUCCCCAGGUGCUAAAUACACUUCAACUACUUUAUGGACGGCCAGAAUUACUGAUCAACGCCCUUUUGGACAAAGUUCGUUCGGUUCCCGCACCGAAAUCAGAUAAACUAGAAACACUCAUCGAUUUCGGGAUGGCAGUCCAGAGUCUAUGUGAUCACUUGGAAGCAGCGGGUCAACGGGAUCACCUUUCCAAUCCAUCGUUGCUUAUGGAGUUGGUGACCAAAUUGCCAGCACACAUCAAAAUGGAGUGGGCGAGUUUCUCAUUGCGAUAUCAAGUUGUAAACCUGAAGACCUUUGGAGAAUUCAUGACAGGUAUAGUGUCAUCCGUUAGUAGAGUCACCUUGUACUCCGGGAGCUACGGCGCAAAUUCUAUGGUGGAGAAACCCAGAUCGAGUCAGAGAGGAACAAUCAAUGCACACGUCGAUGAAAAGGAAAUAAAUCGAGAACCAAUAAAGCUGUGCUGCAUCUGCAAGAGGGGUGAUCAUCGUGUAUAUGAUUGCGGACUAUUCAAGUCAUUUUCAGUGGAUGGACGUUGGAAGAGUGUACAGCGUAAUGCUCUGUGUCGAAGCUGCCUGAAUGCACAUGGGAGAAGAAGCUGCCGCACGGCGAGUCGUUGUGGAAUUGGUGGCUGCGAGUUUCGCCAUCAUAAACUUCUACAUUCGGAUCGAUCGAGUCAUCCCGAGAAUGAGCCAUCGCUCAGAGCUACUGUGUCCGGAAAUUACUCCCACGGUUCCUUCGAACAAUCCUUGUUGUUUCGCAUAGUUCCGGUCAAACUGUACGGUUCUCGUUCCAGUAUCACUACCUUCGCAUUCCUCGAUGAAGGAUCGUCGAUCACUCUAAUUGAAGAGAAAUUAGUGAAUGAACUCGGCGUUAAAGGCAGGAGAGCACCGCUCUGUCUCUCAUGGACAGGAGACGUGACACGAAUGGAAUCGGAAUCAAAGAAAGUGGAGUUGAAGAUAUCCGGUUUGAACAAUGAGAGGAAGUUGCAGUUGGAAGAUGCACGUACAGUAAAGAAGUUGGCCUUACAUGGUCAGAGUCUAUGUUUUGAUGAUCUCGCGGCUAGGUAUGGUUACCUUCGCGGAUUACCAGUGGCCAGCUAUGAGAACGCAAGUCCACGACUGCUGAUCGGCAUCGACAACUUGAGUCUGACCGUUCCGUUAAAAAUGAGAGAAGGAAAAAUACAUGAACCUGUUGCAGUAAAAACCAGGCUAGGAUGGUGUGUCUACGGUGGCAAAGGUUCUAAGCAUACCCGUUGUUCAUUGAACUACCAUGCCUGUGAUUGUGCCUGUGAUCGGCAACUACACGAUGAAGUGAAGGAAUACUUCGCACUGGAAGAUGUCGGUACGAAGGUAAUCGGAGACUUGGAGUCUGCUGAAGACAGACGAGCUCGGAACUUAAUGGAACAAACCACCCGGCGAGUCAAUGGGAGGUUCCAGACGGGCCUGCUAUGGAGAUACGAUGUAAUUGAGUUUCCGGACAGUUUUAAUAUGGCGUUACGUCGGCUUGAAUGUCUUGAACGAAGAAUGGCACGGGAUCCGCUGCUGAAAGAAAAUCUUCAGAAGCAGCUGGUGGAGUACCAAGAGAAAGGCUAUGCGCAUCGGGCUUGUCGAGCCGAUUUAGCACGAUCAGACACGAAACGAGUAUGGUACCUGCCGCUUGGAGCGGUGAGAAAUCCCAAGAAACCUGAGAAAAUACGACUUAUAUGGGAUGCUGCAGCAACUGUGAACGGAGUGUCACUCAACUCAAUGCUUCUCAAAGGGCCUGAUCAGCUAACGUCUUUGCCCGCCGUUCUAUCGCGAUUCCGACAAUUUUCAGUUGGAGUUUCAGCAGAUAUAAAAGAGAUGUUCCAUCAGAUAAUCAUAUGUGAAGCCGAUAGACAUUCUCAACGAUUCCUAUGGCGUACGGAUCCCACGUGUGCGCCAGAGAUAUAUUUAAUGAAUGUAGCUACGUUUGGAGCAACUUGUUCCCCAGCAUCCGCUCAGUAUAUUAAAAAUACAAAUGCGAAGGAGUUCGUCGAUCGCUUUCCACGGGCAGUACAAGGUAUCCUCCAUAAUCAUUACGUCGACGACUUCCUGGACAGUUUCGAGAAUGAAGAAACCGCGGCGCAAGUAUCGGCGGAAGUUAGAAUGAUUCAUAGUCAAGCUGGAUUUCAAUUACGGAACUGGCAGUCAAAUAGUAAAAAUGUUCUAGCACGUCUCGGAGAACCUGCUUCAUCAGGGAGUAAAACGCUGAGCACUGACAAAACGAAGAAUCACGAACGAGUACUGGGCAUGCUUUGGCUGACAGAAGAUGAUGAACUUGGGUAUUCCACUCAUAUGUUAGACGAGAUCGAGAAAUUAAUCAUGGAAGGUGAACGUCCAACCAAACGACAGAUGUUGAAAUGUCUGAUGGGCUUCUUCGAUCCACUGGGGUUGCUGAGUAUGCUAUUGGUCCAUGGCAAAGUGUUACUCCAAGACGUAUGGCGGGCGGGCACUCAAUGGGACCAGAAAGUAGACGGCGACAUUUUUGAGCGUUGGAAUAGAUGGAUCUGUCGUUUGCAGAGUGUCGCUGAUUUUCGUGUCCCACGAUGUUAUUUUCUGGGAGCUACGACUCAGUGUUAUAAUCAGCUCCAACUACACAUAUUUGUGGAUGCAAGUGAGGUUGCCUAUUCUGCACUGGCAUAUUUUCGGAUUAUAAACGAUCAUGGAGUUCCUCAAUGUACUUUAGUAGCUGCGAAGACGAAGGUGGCACCUCUGAAGCAGCUAUCGAUACCACGUCUUGAAUUGCAGGCGGCGGUUCUAGGUACUCGGUUGAUGCUUUUCGUAAUGGAAAGCCAUACAGUCGCUGUAACAAGGAAAUAUCUAUGGAGUGACUCCGCAACAGUACUGGCAUGGAUACGAUCAGAUCAUCGCAGGUAUAAACAAUUUGUGGCCUGCAGAAUAGGAGAGAUUCUGACCGCAUCUAACGUUGACGAAUGGAAAUGGGUGCCUUCAAAACAGAAUCCAGCGGAUCAGGCAACAAAAUGGGGGAAAAGUACUGGUCUAGAUUCUGAGAGUGUUUGGUUCCGUGGGCCUGAAUUCUUGAGACAAUCAGAAACCAACUGGCCGCAGUUUGAAAUCGGGCCAGCAGUUACGGAGGAAGAACUACGUCCUUGCCAUCUUCAUCGAACCAUGAAGACGUGGGAACCAGUGAUCGACUGCCAUCGUUUUUCGAAGUGGGAGCGGUUGUUGAGAAGUACGGCAUACGUUUGGCGCUUCAUUGCCAACCGAAAGCGAGAGCAGAAGAAAUGCGGUAUCCUAUCCAGUGAAGAGCUUCAGAAAGCAGAAAUAACCUUGCUAAGAAUGGCGCAGUGGCAGGUGUUUCCUGAUGAAAUAGCUCUAUUGGAAGAUGGUCAUCAAAACGAAGCAGGCGUCUUACGAAUGGACGGUCGAAUUGGAGCGGCAAUCCAUGCUCCCGAAGAAAUGAAGUUUCCGGUAAUUUUGCCAAGGAACCACCGAAUCACUUUGCUACUUGUGAACGAAUUCCAUCGAAGAUUCCGACACGCAAACGCAGAAACCGUAGUGAACGAACUUCGUCAACGUUUCUAUAUACCACAAAUAAGGUCAGUCGUGAGGAAGGAAACAAAAAAUUGCCAGUGGUGUAAAAUAAGGAAUGCCACCCCAAGGAUGCCUCGAAUGGCUCCUCUACCAUCCGCUAGAUUGGCUUCAUGUGUUCGACCGUUUACCUACACAGGGUUCGAUUUCUUUGGACCAUUAAUGGUGAAGGUCGGCCGAAGUAGCGUCAAGAGAUGGAUUGCGUUAUUCACCUGUCUCACCGUUCGUGCAGUGCACGUUGAAGUUGCCCACAGCCUUUCUACAGAUUCGUGUGUGAAGUGCGUUCGACGAUUCCUGUGUCGGCGGGGAUUCCCCGCAGAAAUUUACAGUGACAAUGGGACGAACUUCCAAGGAGCGGAACGAAUAUUAAAAGAACAACUCCGAGCAGUGCACGAAGGAUUAGCAGCCACAUUUACCAGUACAACAACCAAGUGGAUAUUCAUUCCACCCGCUGCGCCUCAUAUGGGUGGGGCAUGGGAGAGAAUGGUGAGAUCCGUCAAAACCGCCAUGAUAACUGCUUAUAAUAAUGAUAGAAAACUCGACGAGGAAUCGUUGCAAACAUUCGUGAUUGAAGCUGAGUCCAUAGUAAACAGUCGACCGUUAACAUACUUGCCGUUAGAUUCCGGAGAGAGUGAAGCUCUGACUCCGAAUCAUUUGCUCUUGGGAAGCUCGACUGGUGUACGUCAACCUUCGAUACUGCCGACAGAUUCUGCAGCUGCCAUUAGGAACACAUGGAACCAGAUUCAACAUCAACUGGAUAUUUUUUGGAGAAGGUGGAUUCGGGAGUAUCUUCCCACAUUGACCAAGCGAACUAAAUGGUUCGGAGAUACUAGACCAUUGGCCGUAGGAGAUCUAGUUCUUGUGGUGGAUGAGGCAAAAAGGAAUAGCUGGGAACGUGGGCGUGUGUUGGAGAUUGUAACAGCUAGCGAUGGAAGGGUACGACAGGCUACAAUCCAAACAUUGAGAGGGCUCUUGAGAAGACCAGUGUCCAAGCUUGCGGUUCUAGAUGUUGCAUGAGGUAAAACUGCACCAGUGAGCAGUGUUACGGGGGGGAGGAUGUUGCCACUGGGAGCACUGUUUGGGAAACGAGCGAAAAAGCUCAGCAUGGAAAGCUCGAGAACCGAGAACUGUCAGCGGUACACAAACAGAAAACAAAGCGAAGGUGUAUAGCAGAAUAGCGGAGAAAUUAUUAGAUUAUUUGGAAAGUAUAGUAGAAUAGUUAGUAGAGAUUGAAAUUGAUUUGAUUAGAUAGGGAUUAUUGAGUGACUGGCACAGUAAGUACAUAUAAAUAAGAUUUGGAAGCUGACAAUAAUGAAUUGUAAUUUGAAUAGGAUUGUCAGCCGAAGCAUUGCCGUCACGUAUUUGAAUUCAAAGAUAGAAGACCGAAAAAUGUAAGAUGAAAAUGCAUAUUGUUAUUACAUGAAAUAAAUAUUUGA
Toxorhynchites rutilus septentrionalis is the source of this 6812-nucleotide messenger RNA. RefSeq lists its product as uncharacterized. The transcript is spliced from 3 exons. Gene Ontology annotation, biological process: DNA integration. The record is from RefSeq and is a predicted model, not a curated record. Gene Ontology annotation, molecular function: nucleic acid binding. NCBI's taxonomy places the organism in Eukaryota, Metazoa, Arthropoda, Insecta, Diptera, Culicidae. The coding region runs from base 517 to 6393 and encodes 1958 amino acids.